Molecule: messenger RNA, 2295 nt
Organism: Chondrus crispus (carragheen)
Lineage: Eukaryota; Rhodophyta; Florideophyceae; Gigartinales; Gigartinaceae
Exons: 2
Coding region: 1-2082 (693 amino acids)
Cellular component (GO): membrane
Source: RefSeq, a predicted model, not a curated record
AUGGCGCCCGGCGACGGCGUCGAGAUAAACGUCCCGCCUGGACCGCCGCAUUACCAGGGCAUAGCGCCGCCGCUCCCGCCCGGCCAUCACCUGCCGCCGGUGCCCGACCCACGCGACCCGAGAGAUACGCUGGGUGACCGCGUGCCGGAUGAUAGGAUUCUGGCGGACGAGUAUCAGGACAGGGUGCGGAGAGACCGCUAUGAAAGGAACGGAUACUAUCGGCGGAAGCGCCAUCGGCAUUAUCGUCGCCACCAUGGAGGACAUCGACGCCGCCGUAGGCGCCGCAAGCGACACCAUGAGGAGCAUGGGGAGCAAGGACAGCACCGGCCGCACGGCGAGGAAGGGAGCGGGGACGACGAGAGUUCGUCUAAGAAGAGUCACAAGUCGAAGAAGAAGUCGAGCGAUAGUGACAGUGACAGCAAGAGUGAUUCAAGUUCGAGUGGGGGCAGAAUCUUCACAAAGAAAAAGGUCGCCAAGGCUGGCCUUGCCACUCUACUUGCGUUCGGGGUUGGCCUUGCGGCGAAAAAAUUACUGUCGAGUAAGAAGAAGAAGAAGGAACGGGCAAAGCUGGAGAGUGGUGGUGGUACCGAGGGAGACUCAGAUAACGAAGGGGGCGCGGAAGAUGAAAGUCUACCCGGUUACUAUGCAGACCCAGUCUAUCGACCGCCGCCUAUUCCUGCUACAAGCUUAUUCAAUGUCAGGGUCCCUCCCAACCAAGUCUGCAUUGUUGAAAGGGGGGGGAGGUAUCAUCGCAAGCUCAAUUCUGGUAGUAAUUUCGUCAACCCUGUGAGCGAUAAGAUUGCAUAUUGCCACUCGAUGAAGGAAUUGGCCGUACCUGUCCCAUGGCAAGAGUGCUUUUCGAGCGACAACGUCCCAUUCAGAGCGAAUGCCAUGCUCUACAUGCGUGUUGAAGAUCCUGUGGCCGCCUCUUAUAGCGUCGACAACCCAUACCAUUCCAUUGUGCUUCUUGCGCAGACCUUGAUUAGAAAUCAAAUGGCAAGAUAUACGAAAGAGAGAGGCUUUCAGGACAGGAUUCGAAUUGGUGAUCGCAUCUUGGAUGAGAUUAAUGACACAUGUCGCGCGUGGGGAGUUCGGUGUCUCAAGUUUGAAUUACGCGACCUAGAAGUCCCGAUGGAGAUUCAGGAGCGCCUUGAAGAGGAAGAGGAAGAAGAGAGGCAGCAUCGUAUGGCUGAAUUGCAGGCUGAGGCUGAUCGAAUCGAAGCCGUCAACACAGCCGAAGCAGAGUUUCAAGCACAAGUGAAGGCUUCUCAAGCGCGUCAGCUGGAGAUUGUUAAUCAAGCCAUCGGAGAAGCCCAUGCCAUUGAGGAAAGAGGAGAAGCAGUUGCAAAUGCUUUGAGGGGUGUUGCACAAGUGGUGAACGAGCCAGGAGGGCAAGAAGCCAUGCAAAUGAGAUUAGCAGAGCGGUUUAUUGAUGCGUAUUCGCGCGCGACAAGUGCGCCGACUGUUGCUCCCCCAAAUCCAAGCAAUGUUGCCUCCAACAUGAACAAUGCUAUCGGGUUGUUGAAUACUCUUGGUGAUAACGACCCUUCAGUGCAGAUCCCGAACAUACCGAUGCGUGCAAGCGCAAAUCCAUUUGUUGAGAAGCCAAAGGUUCCGAGUAGGCCCAAACCCACCGCACGUCCUGGUCAUAAGAAACCAGUGGGCUACCCUGGCAGUCCGCAACAAAGUGAAAUCCCCGCACCUGUGAAGGUUGUGGGUCCAAUCACAGCGACUGCCAAAGUACACGAAAGUGACCUCAGUAGCGAAAGCGAUCGAAGGUCACACGUGGAGUCUGACGACCCGAAGUCAAAGAUUCAGAACGCAAAGCUCAAGCCCCGCAUUGCUAGCAGUCACGCGCGACCGGGUCGGGCCGCUCCGAGACGAGGGUCUAACCCAGAAUCGUUGUCUGACAGCCGUGAAUCACGACGUCGCCCCGCCAGUUCUACACCACCGCGAAGUGACCAAAAAGCCAAGCCAAAACCUCAUGCACACAAAGACACCUUGAAGAAAAUUCAAGCUGGUCUAGAAGAUAAGUUUGGAAGUAUUCAGGACACAGUGGAGGGUCUCAUUGAUAGAUUUUAACGUAUGUUUGCUUUGUGCAAUUAGUUCAUUCUUCGUUAGUUGGUCUUUGAAUUUGCUUUUCACACAGUGCUUCAAUGCCGUAAAGAAUGGAAAUAGCAUAUCCAACACCAAGUACAACGGCCCCUUUUCGGGGCACGUGCUUGACGAAUGUUUGGAGCUCCUCGAAGCCAAAAGAGUAAAACUUCGCUGCCUGCACAAAUGGCCAUUCUCUUG